Messenger RNA from Cokeromyces recurvatus, 882 nucleotides. RefSeq lists its product as uncharacterized. NCBI's taxonomy places the organism in Eukaryota, Fungi, Mucoromycota, Mucoromycetes, Mucorales, Mucoraceae. The record is from RefSeq and is a predicted model, not a curated record. The transcript has 4 exons. Bases 1 to 882 code for a protein of 293 amino acids.
AUGAAACGAUUUACCAUUCAUGACUCAAACUUGUCUUGUAAGCAUCUUCCUGUAGCUUUGGAAAUUGAUAAAGCUCCAGUCUAUUAUAUUGGCCCAGUAAGUCGGGAAAACCCAAUGUCAGAAAUCCGUACCAACUUAAUGGGUAAAGUCAUCUUUCUAGAUCGUAAAAUUAAAUGGAAUAGGGUGACACUUCAAUUUUUAGUUCCCAUUUACCAAGUUGAAAAAGAGCUCAUUUUUUCUGGUGAAGAAUUCACAGAAUUUGGUCUUCACUUACCUUUCCAUUUACCGCCCACUUGUACAGCAAGACAUUCAUUUCUGGAACUUUCUUCAAAAAAGUAUAGAACACAAAAGGUAGUGACAGUGAAGAGGCAUUAUUUACCUAACCCUAGUGUCAUCAUUCCUAUCACACAUUAUUCUGGGAUAAAAGAAUGGUUUGAAUGGUAUUGUACAAAGCAACAGGUUCAUAUUUUAUCGCCCAUCAUCACAAAAUUUUCACCUGCUAUCUAUCACCUGCCUUCAUUUUCAAAUCAUUCAGAAACGCAUUUUAUUAGGACGCCUAUACCUUCAAGUAAAAAUCCUAGCAUUCAUACACAUCAAUUUGAUCCAUUCUUGGAGAUAUCACAUCGAUUACAGUUGACAGUCGAUUUUAUUCAAAGCUCAAUAAAUCUUAUAUUUGAAUUUCCAAUCAUAAUCACAACUUUUCCUUCAGUUGUUGUAGAGAAUAUAUCUAUUAAUUCUUCAAACAUGAUGAAUGUAGCAGUAGAAGAGCCAGUUAUCAAUCAUACUGUUCUAAUGAUAGGUGAUGAUGCUAUAAAUAUUGAUUUAGAUUUACCCGAAUAUACUCCACGUUAUGAAGAAACAAGCAUAAUCAAUAUACGCUAA